Molecule: messenger RNA, 186 nt
Organism: Saitoella complicata NRRL Y-17804
Lineage: Eukaryota; Fungi; Ascomycota; Saitoellomycetes; Saitoellales; Saitoellaceae
Exons: 1
Source: RefSeq, a predicted model, not a curated record
AAAUACCCCAACGACCGCUUCGAACCGGCUUGGUCGAAACGCGAUCCCCCCGGCUGGCGCAUAAAAUGUUCGGAUUGUCAAGGGAUGAUUUAUCAGCUGGGCCCGGGUGAGAGUUUAAUGAAUUUUGAGACGCAUUUGAGGAAUCGGGGACAUAGGGAUAAGGUGGAGCAGAGGUUGGUGAGGGAG